Molecule: messenger RNA, 1597 nt
Organism: Dalotia coriaria
Lineage: Eukaryota; Metazoa; Arthropoda; Insecta; Coleoptera; Staphylinidae
Product: fatty-acid amide hydrolase 2-like
Cellular component (GO): endomembrane system
Source: RefSeq, a predicted model, not a curated record
UGUUGUCCAACAAACGGGAGUGAACUGUAGGUAGGGAUGAACGGACGAAUCUCCAAGUUUAUAAACAAUUCGUAUUGGCACGUCAAUAGUUGCUCGGUGCUUAUCGCGCAAAUCAAAUCACUCGAAGCAAGUGAAAAGUAAACAUGUAAAUGUCUUGUUAGUUUGUUAUUCACGGCGGGAGUACAAAAUGCUAAUUUUUAUAUUUUUUGCAAUACAUACGGUGCGUGUCUUCGGCGUCGAAUGACUUUUUAAUCAAAUUGCGAUCGGUAAUUAGAUGCAAACUGCAUUUAUUGUAUUGUGGCGCGUCAUUAUUGCAGUGAAAAUCAAAGAGAAACUUAAGGAUUAAUAAGGUCAAUGCAGAGAGUGCAUUAGAAGAAAGGUUUUCAACUUGAACAUGGAGAUCUUACUGAGGCUGGUUCUAUUCUUGAUGCGCAUUAUUUCAUGGCUGGUUAUUCCGAUUUUUGGCUCGUUCGUGGAGAAAACGCCGAAAAUUACACCGAUCAAAAACCACAUUCUUCUAUUGAGCGCGACUACAUUAGCGGACAAAAUCAGGAAGCGUGAGAUGAAAAGCGAAACAGUUGUAACCGCAUAUAUCGAGCGCAUUAAAGAAGUAAAUCCAAUAUUAAACGCUGUAGUCGAGGAUAGAUUUGAAGAUGCAUUACAGGACGCCAAAGCUGUGGACGAAUAUUUAAAUAAAACUAUUAUAGAUCCAGUACAACUAGAGAAAACACAACCAUUACUGGGUGUCCCUAUAACAAUCAAAGAAUCAUGUGGAGUGAAAGGAAUGAGCCAAGCCUGUGGAUCAUUACAACGUGAAGGAUUUCGUGCUGCACAAGAUGGCGCUGCUGUUGCACGCAUCCGGCGCGCUGGAGGAAUUAUUCUUCUUGUUUCCAACACCCCGGAAUUUUGUUUAUACUGGGAGAGUAAUAAUCGUAUUACUGGUCGAACAAACAACCCAUAUCAUAUAAAAUAUAGUCCUGGGGGUUCUUCUGGAGGAGAGGGUGCAUUACUUGGAGCGGGUGCUUCUAUAAUAGGAAUAGGAUCUGAUGUUGCAGGUUCAUUACGUUUACCUGCGCUGUUGAAUGGAGUUUUUGCGCAUAAGUGCACCGCAAAUUUAGUGGAUUCUGAAGGUCAUUUCCCUAAUGCGCAGAGCGACAUGGGUAAAUUUAAUUUUACUGUUGGACCAAUGGUGCGUUACGCAGAAGACUUACCCUUGGUUUUCAAGGUCUUAACAGAUCAUUCAUUUGAAUUAGGAUUGGAUGAUCAGGUUGAUUUAAAAUCAUUGAACAUUUUCCACAUGUUCAACGCAGGCGCAAGCAUUGCGCACGUUGCUGUGGAUUCAGAAAUUAAACAGGCUAUAAAUAAAUGCGUCACACAUUUGCAGCACGUCUGCGGUGCAAAUGUGGACCAAUUUAAAUUUAGUAUGAGCAACACGAUGGAAAUUACUGCGGCGGUGUUGUUGUAUUUGAAUGAUUUACCUAACAUACUAGGCAACCCAAUAUCCGACAAACAAAAUGAUUGGUUAUUGUUUGAAUUAUUAAAAUAUCCGUUUGGAUGUUCAAAAUAUUCAUUUAAUGGAUUAAUAUUUUCAUUUUAG